Molecule: messenger RNA, 5668 nt
Organism: Sarcophilus harrisii (Tasmanian devil)
Lineage: Eukaryota; Metazoa; Chordata; Mammalia; Dasyuromorphia; Dasyuridae
Gene: SGIP1
Product: SH3GL interacting endocytic adaptor 1
Exons: 28
Coding region: 595-3228 (877 amino acids)
Biological process (GO): synaptic vesicle endocytosis; clathrin coat assembly; clathrin-dependent endocytosis
Cellular component (GO): clathrin-coated pit; plasma membrane; cytoplasm
Source: RefSeq, a predicted model, not a curated record
CUCCCUUUUGUUUCUUUGUGUCCAGGACGAUCCCUGGCCCUGGGCUCGGGGGCUGGGCCCUGUCGGUCCCCGGCGGCUGGGGGGGGUUUCUUCCGCAUCGCCCCUUUGGGGUGCCUGGGGGGGGAGAGUGUUUGUUGACGAAGUGACGUCAGCCGGGCUGAUUCCGUCUGGGAUCGCGGGGAGCGGCUGAAGCCGCCGGGUCCGGCCAGGUCGCCCUCGCCCUCCCCUCCCGGAGCUGCGUGUGGGGGUUGGGGGCGCCCCGGCCGCCGGAGCCUCCUCGCCGGGAGCCGCAGGGCCGGAGCCGCGCUCGGGGCUCCCGGGGCUCCCGGGCUGCCCUUUGCAGGAAUGGUCCCUCCCAGCUGCCCCGCGCCCCCACCCCUGCAUCUGCCAGGGCCCGGGCAUUAAUCCCCUUGCCCGCGCUCGGCCGCCGCACUAGGAUUAGAGGCGGCCGGGGCAGCGAGGGAAGUGCGUCACAGGCUCCUUGGAAAUUGAGGAAUGCGAUUCUGCCACCAUGAUGGAAGGAGAGGACGCGGAAAAGCUCCGGAGGAUUGGAUCUGUUCAGACUUGAUUGCGCUGUGAUCAGUUAGCCCUGGGAUGAUCCUGAACUUGGAGCCGUUACUUCCAGCCCGCUGGCUGUGUCCAGCACAUCAGGCAGGAUUGAAAAAACGUACAAGGAAGGCCUUUGGAAUACGGAAGAAAGAAAAGGACACUGAUUCCACAGGCUCGCCAGAUAGGGAUGGAAUCCAGGGGAAAAAAAAGACCCAGAAGACCCAACUUCUCCUCAGCCCUUGCUUCUGGCUCAGAGCCCUCUCCUUAACUCUGUUUCAGCAUCCCAGCCCACACGAACCACCCUACAAUAGCAAAGCAGAGUACGCACGCGAAGGAGGAAAAAAAGUAUCGAAGAAAAGCAAUGGCGCCCCAAAUGGAUUUUAUGCAGAGAUUGACUGGGAAAGAUAUAACUCUCCUGAGCUGGAUGAAGAAGGCUACAGCAUCAGGCCAGAAGAACCCGGCUCUACCAAAGGAAAGCACUUUUAUUCUUCAAGCGAAUCGGAAGAGGAAGAAGAAUCCCACAAGAAGUUUAAUAUCAAAAUUAAACCUUUGCAAUCUAAAGACGUCCUCAAGAGUGCGGCCACCGUGGACGAGCUGAAGGCAUCCAUAGGCAACAUCGCGCUCUCGCCGUCACCAGUGAGGAAAAGUCCGAGGCGCAGCCCGGGUGCAAUUAAAAGGAACUUAUCCAGUAAGUAUGGCUCAGAUUCCAGAUAUAGAGGACAUCCUGUCCAUCCUGAAAGAGGUGAAGAGGUAGCAAGACCCCGACGUUCAACACCCACACCAGAGCUUGUAAGCAAAAAACCUCCAGACGACCCCAUGGCCCUUGCCCCACUGUUUGGCCCUCCAUUGGAAUCGACCUUUGAAGAGCAGAGAUCUGAAGUUCCUUUAGAUCAGCCUGAGAUAUGGGGUUCUGUCCAACCAGUGAAUCCAAGCCUCGAGUCGCCAAAGUUAACACGACCUUUUCCCACCGGAACACCUCCACCUUUGCCUCCUAAAAAUGUACCAGCUACCCCACCCCGCACCGGCUCUCCUUUAACAGUGGGACCAGGAAGUGAGCAGACUGCCCCCGAGGUCAAAGGUGACAAACUACCAUCCAUCAGUGAUUUGGACAGCAUUUUUGGCCCCGUUUUAUCCCCCAAGUCUGUGGUCGUUAACACGGAAGAAAAGUGGGUCAAUUUUUCUGAUGCAUCCCCGGAACGGGUCACUCCAGAGUUGACUUCAAGGGAAAAGGUGGGGUCCCCACCCCUGGGGUCAGAAAACCCCAGUGACUCCCCAGCUGCUGAGCCUCCACGCAGCAUUCCGUCGCCACUUGAUUUAGAAGAGGUUCAGAAGAAGUUUUCUGAGCAGACUCUCGGGAAAGAUGAGAAUUUAGAAACAGUCGCUUCUCCUAAAGAUUUUGGGUUGGGCCAGAGAGCGACACCGCCUCCCCCUCCGCCACCCACCUACCGGACCGUGGUCUCGUCUCCCGGACCCAGCUCAGGCAGUGGGACGGGAACCACCAGUGGAGCGUCCUCCCCAGCCCGGCCUGCCACACCAUCAGCCCACUGCACCAGCGGGACCACGCCGCCGCCUCCUCCUCCACGGCCUCCGUCUCGGCCCAAGCUGCCCCCUGGGAAGCCCCCAGUGGGAGACGUGUCCAGACCUUUUAGCCCUCCCAUACAUUCCUCAAGCCCUCCUCCAAUCGCACCCCUUGCCCGGGCAGAGAGUACGUCAUCAAUAUCGUCCACCAACUCCCUGAGCGCAGCUACAACACCUACUGUUGAGAAUGACCAGCCUUCCCUCGUUUGGUUUGACAGAGGAAAGUUUUAUUUGACUUUUGAAGGCUCUUCUCGGGGACCCAGCCCUCUGACAAUGGGUGCUCAGGACACCCUUCCUGUGGCAGCAGCAUUCACGGAAACGGUCAAUGCUUAUUUCAAAGGAGCAGACCCCAGCAAGUGCAUAGUGAAGAUCACGGGGGAGAUGGUGCUGUCGUUCCCCGCCGGCAUCACCAGACACUUUGCCAACAAUCCCUCCCCGGCCACCUUGACCUUCCGAGUGGUGAAUUUCCACAGGUUAGAACACGUCCUGCCAAACCCCCAACUUCUCUGCUGCGAUGAUGCACAAUGUGAUGCCAAUACCAAGGAAUUCUGGGUAAACAUGCCAAAUCUGAUGACUCACCUAAAGAAAGUGUCUGAGCAAAAGCCGCAGGCGACGUAUUAUAAUGUGGACAUGCUCAAGUAUCAGGUGUCUGCCCAGGGCAUCCAGUCCACCCCGCUGAACUUGGCCGUGAACUGGAGGUGUGACCCGGGCAGCACGGACCUGCGCAUCGACUACAAGUACAACACGGACGCCAUGACCACCCCGGUGGCCCUCAACAAUGUCCAGUUCCUCGUCCCCAUUGAUGGCGGAGUCACCAAACUUCAAGCGGUGCUUCCCCCUGCUGUUUGGAAUGCUGAACAGCAAAGAAUACUGUGGAAGAUCCCUGACAUCUCUCAAAAAUCGGAAAAUGGAGGGGUGGGUUCUUUGCUGGCGAGAUUCCAGUUAUCUGAAGGCCCUAGCAAACCUUCUCCGUUGGUCGUGCAGUUUACCAGUGAGGGGAGCACCCUUUCUGGCUGUGACAUCGAGCUUGUGGGAGCAGGGUACCGGUUUUCGCUCAUUAAAAAAAGGUUCGCGGCAGGCAAAUACCUGGCAGAUAACUAACAGAACCUCAUGCAAGCAUAUGGAGAACCCAUAUCGCGGAGGACUGUCGAUACAUGGAACAGGUUCUUGUUUGGGGUUUUAAUGAGAACAAAGUCAAACCUGCCCUGGGGACAUUUCCACCGGAAGUGUCCAUUCCUUUCAGCGACCUUUCUCCCUCCGUGGACAACAACGUGUUGCGACCAGUCCCACAGUAUUUACUUCUAGGUGUAACAUUGUUAAUGGUUUUAAAAUGUAAUUAUUGUAUUUGUAAAUUGUAUUCAUUCCUGUAAGACUGUAUUUCAGGCGGUUAGACAAACUUGAGUUUUAGCAUUUGACCAUUCAUGAAAUGGGUGUAAUUUAAACUAUGGUAUAUAAAUUUACUAGUAGUCCUGUUGAUUGGCGCAAGGCUUUCAGAGAUAGAUUGCAUUUUGUCAAUAUAUAAAGUUUAAAUACAAUCUCGGUAGCGGCUUUCAAAGGGGGUGCCUCAUGCAAAGAAGGAUUCGCAGAACCAAGAAAAAGCUUUCCUUUUCUCCUCCAGUCCUUACUAUGUCUCAUUCUAGAGCGUGACGUUAAAAGUUCUACCUUCCGACAUCUGGUGGGGUUCAAAUUGACAAAGAUUUCAGUAAAUUCUAAGGUUACCACGUAUUUCAAGAAGGCAAGAUGUACCACUUUUUAACCGCUUUUUUUUCAAACUGCAGAUUUCAUAAAAAUGCACGCCAUGUAAACAGGGCCUCUUAUUUUUAUAAUAUGUAAAAAAGGGGGAUAUUUAAAGGUAAAAUUAUAUGAAAUUAUGAUUAAGAUUCCAGAGGAUGCUGGGAUCGCGGUCAUUUCCCUACAUUCACCACCUCUCCCCCAAACUGGGCAGAUCUGGAGAUUCCUGAAGAACAAGGCAGUUUUAUUGGGAUUUUAAGAUGAGGAGAAUUUCCUUAUUAAGAAUGGCUACCUGAUUGUGGACUUAAUGUAUUUCUGAAACUCUGCAGGCUAAAACUGACCUGCAUCAUCUGUCCUUUUCCCCCACAUGGAGGCUGCCAGUCUUUGAGGGAGUUCUGAAGUUCUGCCUCCACCUGAUCAGAGAACGUUGACCAAAAGUCAUUUGGUGAAUGGGGAAACCAAGUUAGGCCAAAGUUCUGGGAAAUAAAUGCCCUCUCCGCUGAACAAAAUGUUCUUUAAAAAUCUGAACUACUAUAAACUAGAAAUAUCGGCCAUUCCUUUACAACCAAUAAGAUGGUGCAAUCCGUGGCUCCUAUCUUGACCUCCCUUGCUAUGAGACAGAAGGAGGGGAUGGUCCUCUAGAUCUGACCAGCAAAUUGCAGGUUCCCAUAGGAGAAAUCCUUCUUGGGAGGCACUCCCUAGGAAUUCUGGUCCAGCUUUUCUAUGGAAGAUCCUGCCUUUCCACCCCUUGGCACACCACCCAGUUGGUAUUUAGAUACUUUUUUUGGAGAGGUGGGGGGGAAUCUGUAUAUGUGAAGGUUAUUUCCUUUGUGGAGAUCCCCUUCACUGAUCCAACUUCUCAGAAAUUCAUCAUUCUUAAGCAUUACCUGGGGCACUGAGUGCUGAAGGCCAGGCUCAUACAGCUAAUACUCAAAGGCAGCACUUAAACCAAUGUCAUCCUGACUCUAAGGUCGGCCUUCUAUCCAAUAGAUUACACUGCCUCUCUUGGAUCUAUAAUACACACAUACACACAUGUAUGUACGUGUGUAUACAUACAUGUAUAUGUACUGCUGCCUACAUACAUGCCCGUGUAUAUACAUGUAUGUGCAUGCAUGCAUGAUUUUAACCAGAUGUGAUUUCACCAGUAUAACAAAGAACCAGUAAGGAAAUUCUCUCCACCAGAGCAGCUCUGUAACUGCUCUGAAAUGUCCCAUCGAAAAGAGUUGCCUAGGACAGUGAGAAGUUCAAGGACAUCGCCAGGUUCACCAAGCCAGGAUGAGUUGGGGGGGGGGGGUUGAACCCAAGCCUUCCUGUCUCUCAGCUCUCUAUCCAGCAUCCUCGUCUUAGCUGUAUUAUCCUCAUCCCUCCCCCUUACCCGCCUUAAAACUACAGAACUUCUGUUCUCAUACAGUCUCCUGCCUCAUCUAAUUUUAAAAUAACUGUAUCAUACCCAUAAUCAAUAUGCUGUCGUCGUUUACCACUCACUGCAAUGACCUUUGGCAACUACAAAUUUGGGGGUCAGGGGUUAAAAAUAUAUUAGGAAGGUCCUCCGGAACCUAAAACCACAGGAGGAGAAACGUGAGCAUUUUGUUUGUACUUGUAGGCUCUGGUGACUGUUUAUGUGAACAUGGGGAAUGGACGAUGGGUUUCACUGGGGAAGAAUCACUGCCGCUCUACUCCUCGUUGUCCAGAGGGUUCAUCACCUAGUGACCUAGUGAAGACACUAGAGCUACUUAGGAGUCCCUUGUCCACUUCGACAGAUGGGAUCCUCAUUGAAUUAAGGAGCUCAGAGAUAGUAAGGAAUCUCAAA